This is a messenger RNA of Lindgomyces ingoldianus, 1389 nucleotides long. RefSeq lists its product as uncharacterized. The transcript is spliced from 2 exons. Gene Ontology annotation, molecular function: protein binding. NCBI's taxonomy places the organism in Eukaryota, Fungi, Ascomycota, Dothideomycetes, Pleosporales, Lindgomycetaceae. The record is from RefSeq and is a predicted model, not a curated record. The coding region runs from base 1 to 1389 and encodes 462 amino acids.
AUGUCUUUCAGGCCUGCACUGCUCCGCUCUCGGGCUUCAAAUAUCAAGACUGAAACAUGCGUCUUCUGUCAAUCUCGCCAGUUCCUCGCGUCUCUCCGCCGAAAUCCAUUUCCUCUCUCCGGGAAUGGACGACGGGUACCAUGGGCGCAGCCUCAAAGGCGGCCAUAUGCUCAACCGGCCCCCGGUCCGCGUGUAAGUCGCGAACAGCUUGUUAGACAACGCACCGAAAUAGAUACCAGAAACCGGGCUACCUUCUUCGCCCUUGCCCGCGCCGAACAGGUGCUUCCCGUAGACCCCGAGGUUGCAGAUUCGAUAAUCGCCGAAUUUCUUGCAUCAAUUUCGUCAAAGAAGGACUCGGGAGACACCAUCGUCGAGUUGGCUAGCAAGUACCGAGUCGAGAUACGCGACCUCAGCACACUUGCUAUAUUGACAUGCCGAAUACCUGACGCAAAGGAGGCUCCCGUUUGGGCCCCUCCGAGUGAACACAAGAACAUUGCCCGUGUAAUGCUCUUGGGCUGCUCCAAAGCUGGUGAUUCGCUGGCUACUACACAUAUCCUCUCCGCACUCCGGCUCAGGCACUCCGUCCCCGCCGCCCUCGCAAUCUCGAGUAUCUUCUCUGCCACCGACAUUCGGCGAUGCCGCAAUGACCUCGCGGCUCUUGUUCUCAAAGGCAAUCCAGACGCCAUGACACUAGAGGGACUUUUCCUAGAACAGGAGGGCAAGACGAGCCAGGCAAGAGAUAUGUACGAGAAGGCAUUGACUUUAGCCGACACAAAAGAAGGUCUUAAAAACCAUCAAACCAAGCAAGAUUCCAACAAUCUGGCAAUGCCAUUAAUCCCCCCUUGGAAUGCAUUAGGAUGUUCCCUCAUCGCCGACAACUCUCCCGAGUCACAGAAGAGAGCCAAGGAGGUCUUCGAAGUUGGUGCUCUGGAGGCUGAUGACCCUCUUUCUCACUACCAUCUCGCAUCCUUCUAUGAGAAGACGACGAGCCAAUGGCUUAAAUUUAUGAACAAAGCAGCCGCUUCGGGUCACGUGGACGCUAUGUACCAAGUGGCUAACUUCUACCUCCAAGUCAGGAACGAGAAAUCGACCCUAAAAUCCUUGAUUUCUAAAGAUUCGGACAUUUCCACGGCCCUAAGAUGGGUGACCUCCUGGAAGCGAGACAGCCCUCGAAAACUCGCUAUGGAAUGGCUUGACAUUGCCGCUAGGAAGGGUCACAAGCCCUCAAGCAUGACGUUCGCAAAACUGGCCGAAGAGGACGGAGACUUCGAAAAGGCUUUGACACGCUACUAUGAAGUAGCGGCACCGCCACCGAAAGGACAAAUAGAAGAAUGGUCCAAGCUCGUUCCAGAGGCUCGGGCUCGGAUACAAGCGCUUGAACGCCGAUAA